GAAGUGCGUUCGCCAUUCCAACAAUUGACGAAGAUGGAGCGCGUGCGGGCGGUGGACCUCUCCCAGUACCAGAACGAGUCCAAAUCAGCGGAGGACACCGCGCUAGACAUAUGCCGCGAGAUGGGGUGGGAUCCAACUGAAGUCGUUCAUGUGACGUUGCAGGACCUCAUUGCGGCGCGUCUCUCUAGUUACCCCUCGACGAUCGGGAAAUCCUCCUCUCCUACUCAGGAACUGGACAUCCUCCAGGUCGAGGAAGCUCAGCAUCAUACACGCGGCUCCAGUGUCCAAGGAAUUGUCAAGCACGCCGUGUCGUCUUUGAACGGCCUGAAUGCUGUCGACCUCAUCUCGAUUCCGAACCUCAAGGCGCGCCUGGCGUCAUUGAAUGCUGCAUUUCCAGGCGCCCACUUCAACCACGCGAUUGCCGUCAAGGCGAAUCCGAUUCGCAGUGUCUUGAGAAUUGCGCAAGAGAUGGGAUUUGGCGCAGAGUGCGCGUCGUUCGCCGAGGUCCACCACGCGCUCCGUCUCGGCUUCCCGCCACGGUCCGUUGUCUUUGAUUCCCCGUGCAAGACGUAUGCCGAGCUCGCGGCCGCGAUCCGAUUGGGGUGCUACGUCAAUCUCGACAACGAAGACGAAAUCGCCAAAGUCGAGUGCAUCUUGACAGAGUUUUAUGGUCCCAACAAAGGCGAGCGCAGUCGCCACGACGGCCAGAUAGGACUUCGGAUCAAUCCUGUCGUCGGUGGAGGCUCCAUUGCGUCCACGAGCACCGCGACAAGCUCCAGCAAGUUCGGUCUACCCUGGACUCCUUCGACGCAAGCCCGUCUUAUCGAAAUCUACUUGACCCAUCGAUGGCUCCAAGGAGUCCACAUCCAUGUCGGAUCCCAAGGGUGCGCGUUGGACCUGCUCGUGGCAGGCGCGAAAAGAGCCGUCGAGUUCAGCGAGUUGGUGAACGCGCACAUUGGCGUCCCUCAAGUUCAAGUGGUUGACAUCGGUGGCGGCCUGCCCACUGUGUACGACGGUGUGUCCGAUCUCGGCUACGAAGACUACGCCGCCCAGCUGCGAAUUCAUGUGCCCGACAUCUUUUCCACGCGCGUGUCGAUCGUGACCGAGUUUGGGCGGUCUGUGUUCGUCAAGGCAGGGAUCACCCUCACCAAAGUCGAAAGCGUCAAGCAGUGGGAGGGCCAGAACAUCGCAGUCGUCCAUGUCGGCGCCAACCAGUUCCUGCGGACGGCAUACCUUCCACACCAGUGGCCGCACGUGUUGUCGGUCUUUGACGCCACGGGCGCUUUGAGAUCCGGGCCCUUCGUGCGCCAAGACAUUGCGGGACCCCUUUGCUUCUCUGGGGACUUUCUGGCCAAGCAAGUUUGGUUGCCCCAGAUACAAGUCGGCGACUACAUUGUGAUUCAUGACACGGGUGGAUAUACUGUCUCCAUGUACUCCAAGUACAACAGCCGGCCGUCCACAGCAAUCUACGGCUACGACGUCGACCGCGAGAAUCGCGUGCACCUGACAACGUUCAAAGAAGAAGAAUCGGUGGACCAAGUGCUGGCGUUCUGGGGGCCUUAG
This is a messenger RNA of Aphanomyces invadans, 1563 nucleotides long. RefSeq lists its product as hypothetical. Gene Ontology annotation, molecular function: diaminopimelate decarboxylase activity. Lineage: Eukaryota; Oomycota; Saprolegniomycetes; Saprolegniales; Verrucalvaceae. The coding region runs from base 34 to 1563 and encodes 509 amino acids. The transcript is spliced from 7 exons. The record is from RefSeq and is a predicted model, not a curated record. Gene Ontology annotation, biological process: polyamine biosynthetic process.